Messenger RNA from Photinus pyralis (common eastern firefly), 896 nucleotides. RefSeq names its product protein PBDC1. Lineage: Eukaryota; Metazoa; Arthropoda; Insecta; Coleoptera; Lampyridae. Gene Ontology annotation, cellular component: cytoplasm. Bases 321 to 782 code for a protein of 153 amino acids. The transcript has 3 exons. The record is from RefSeq and is a predicted model, not a curated record.
CACACCUCCAAUAAAUAAGCGGAAAACCGCUUUUAGCUUUUAUGACGGGGGCUGUCUACCGUAAAUACAGAGUUGCCAAAUACUACAGCUUUAAAACUGUCAAAAGACCUCGUAUAUAUUUAAAUAUUUAAUAAUAAACAAUAAUUUGUUUUGUUUUAUUUUUCGUACAUUUAAUUUUGGAAAAAUUUACCCUCUCUUGGUGUUUACUUACCUACUGGAAAGAAUAAAGAGGAGGAAGUAUAUUUUGAAAAACCCUUCAGUUAUAGGUUAGGUUUUGCGUUUGAAUGAUAAGCAAGCACGUGUAAUUAUAAUACUCAGCGAUGGAUGUUCUAUCAAGACCAGCAGAAGAAUUUGAAAAUGACCAGACCGUAGAGGCGAUGUGGGCUAUGAAAGCCUUCGAGCAUGCAGAAAUUUACUUUAACCUUCUAAGCUCAGUCGAUGCGAAAUUAUUGCAUCUAACACCAAUAGAUGAUUUAAUUUAUAGACUUUUCCGAGAGGAUUUCCCAAAGCUUAAUGUAGCCGUUAUAGAUGAAGAUAAUUUAAAAAGUACAGCUGAAAAGGCCAAAUGGAGGCCUUUCUGUGAAAAGUUUAAAGACAUUGUUGAAGACUAUAGUUUUGGCACUCUGCUGCGUGCAGAUGCCUCUAGAAAUUAUGACGAACAAAAUUCCAUUUUAGUUACUAGGAUACAAUUUUAUGCUAUAGAAUUGGCGAGGAAUCGGGAAGGCGUAAAUGAUGUGAUACGAAGCAAGUUUUCAAAUUCUGCCACCGCUGCUACAGUAUAAGCAAUUAACUUUUUGGUGUUGUUCAGUGAAUCUUUUAGUUUUUUAUAUACCUAUUUAUAUUUAGCUUUUAAGAGUGAAAUUUAGUUUACUUAAAUAUAUCUUGUGGUUUUGAAA